AUGGCUGGGGAACAGGUGAAAAGGAGGAAGACUUAUCGAAGGAAUGGUGACACUGGAGGCGGAGGUUCCAGGUCACGCAAAAGCCCUGAGGAUGGCGGUGCGACAUCGACAUCGAAAUCGGUCCCUGCCACUGCUCGCCCCGCCGACCUAGACCUAGACGCUCUUCGAAACGCACGCCUUGCAUAUCUAGCCACGUCCCCUGAAGAAAGGCGAAAGGAAAUGAAGUACGAAUAUGUGAAACGGACGAGAACGGUGUCGCUGGUGGGCGAAGAGAAAGAGAGGCGCCGCAAGACAAGAGACGACCACAUCGCAGAGCCGACGAACCCCAGACCGUCCCGAACGUCGACCACGCCCAGGCGUACAGAGCACAGGCGCCGACCAGUAUCACGGGAUGAUAGCGAGGACGAAUACGUCUAUCAGAGGCCAGAAAGAGAAUCGGCGCACCACAACGGACAGUCCCUGACGUCCAAGCACAAGAGCAAGACCACGGAAUCAGGACCGAGAAGAGUAGAGGCCGGACGACGAGUUCCUGAGCGCAGCCGCACCGAACCGGGACCCGCUCAGCGACAAGAGGCGCAUGAUGAGCAGGAAGAACGACCGAAGGCUCUAGAUGAGCCUGAAACCGCCCUUCGUCGUAGUACGGCAUCCGUCGACAAACCUCAGCGGCCCGCCAUCAAGAGGAGCGCAACGACCACAGCCACAAGAUCAAAGACUGAAGUGGGCAAUAUCAAGCCGUUGCAGCCAGCUGGCCCAUCUCGCAAAGCUCCCGGCUUUCUUGACAGACUCUUGCCGCCCAAGCCUGUGCCACAGAAAAAGGUUUCAUGUUUGACCUGUGGCGACGAUGACAUCCCCAUCGCCAAGUCUGCCAGGCUACCGUGCACUCACCGAAUGUGUCAUUCCUGCCUGACGCGCAUCUUCACAAUGUCCGUAGAGGAUCCAGCGCACAUGCCUCCAAGAUGCUGCACAGAUAAACACAUCGACCUCUACCACGUUGAGAAGCUGUUUAAUCAAAAGUUCAAGGUGCUGUGGAAUCGCAAGUUUGAAGAGUACAAGACGAAGAACCGCAUAUAUUGUCCUGCCCGCAACUGCGGCGCCUGGAUCAAACCACACUACAUCACCAGAGAACACGGUCGCAAAGUAGGCCGAUGCAAACGAUGCAAAACUCGGGUUUGUGCGACCUGUUGUCAGAAAAUGCAUACCAGCCGCGACUGCCCCAAGGACCCGGAGACGACGGCCUUUAUCGAAGUGGCGAAGAAGGAAGGUUGGCGGCGGUGCUACAAUUGUUCCGCCAUGGUUGAGCUUAAAGAAGGCUGCAACCAUAUGACGUGUCGUUGCACGGCCGAGUUCUGCAUGGUAUGCGGCCUGAAGUGGAAAUCAUGCGAUUGUCCGUGGUUCAACUACCAAGCUGUCGAUGUGCACUUGGGAGAUCCUGUCCGCUAUCAAGUGGAGAUGGACCGGAGAAGAGAGCAGGUCAAUCGAGAUGAGGCCCUCGCCCGCCGGCUGCAGCAAAUGGGUCUCGUGAACGCUGGCGACAAUCAGGAGGGCGCUUUCGGGCUCGGCAAUGCAGCCAACCACCAUCUGAACCAGAAUUUCAUCCAACAAGCGCGCGAGGCUUUGACGGCCAAUUAUGCGCAAGCAGGACAAGCCGCACGCGACCUGAUAAAUGGGCUGGUUACAGGCCGAGAGAACCGCUUGCCAGGCAUGCCUAUGGAGAUGGAGCAGAUGCUCGGGAUGCUCGGUGGCGGUGGCGGUGGAGUACAGGAUCCAGCAGAGGAAGGGCACCGACCAGAAGCUGGCCGUCGAACUGCCCGAAGAACUGCUGGAAGACGCAGAACCGCCGCCCCGGCCCCGGACCGGGCUGGCGAGCAUGAUGGCGCCGGAGAAGGCGACGACGCGGACCCGGAGAGAAGGCUGCGAGAGUGGGCCAACCGUGGCCCAGCAUGA
This is a messenger RNA of Capronia epimyces CBS 606.96, 1944 nucleotides long. RefSeq lists its product as uncharacterized. Gene Ontology annotation, cellular component: cytoplasm; ubiquitin ligase complex. Gene Ontology annotation, biological process: protein polyubiquitination; ubiquitin-dependent protein catabolic process; positive regulation of proteasomal ubiquitin-dependent protein catabolic process. The transcript has 2 exons. NCBI's taxonomy places the organism in Eukaryota, Fungi, Ascomycota, Eurotiomycetes, Chaetothyriales, Herpotrichiellaceae. The coding region runs from base 1 to 1944 and encodes 647 amino acids. Gene Ontology annotation, molecular function: ubiquitin protein ligase activity; ubiquitin conjugating enzyme binding; zinc ion binding. The record is from RefSeq and is a predicted model, not a curated record.